Messenger RNA from Fusarium sp. VM40, 678 nucleotides. The record is from the annotation of a GenBank genome assembly. Lineage: Eukaryota; Fungi; Ascomycota; Sordariomycetes; Hypocreales; Nectriaceae.
AUGCCAUUCGUCGGAGAAGACGUUAACCCAGGACGCAAGCGAAGAUGGAGCGACGACGACGAGCGAGCUGCAUACCCAUUAUACCCCUCAGAAGAGACGAAGGAGUUUUACAUCAUCAACCAGAGAUCAGAACUUGCACCACGAAAGGUCCUUUCAACUAAGAGGGCUCGCAUGAGCGACGACGAGGUUCACGUUACGGACGACCAUGACCCUUCUGACUACCCUUUCAAUAACUCACAUCGACGACGGCGCUCAUCUCAGGUUAAGGCGUUGCAGGUUCAGCCCGCUUUUGCCAAACCUCGAGUUACUAGCGCCCUUCUUGCUCCAUGCCAUAUCUGCCACCGCAGACCAACAAAGAAGUCUGACCUAGAUUCAUUUGCCGAUUGCCAAGGCUGUGGCGAGAGAACUUGCUACGUGUGUAUCCGAGAAUGCCACGGAUGGAACUUGGACGGAGGGUCUGGGGUCUCAGAACAAGAAGCACUCUCGAGAUCUUUUCAUAUGGACGAUGUUGACGAUGGACAACAACAUAACAAUGGUUCAAGCGGAGGAAAACAAACGAACAAAGGGUGGGGUGCCGUUGGGCAUCGGGCCGUGGUGUGUAGUCGCUGUUGCAUCGAACGAGGCGCGGAAGGAGAUGUAACAUGCUUGGGAUGCUUCUCCAGGAUGGAAGGUUCAUAA